Molecule: messenger RNA, 4767 nt
Organism: Manduca sexta (tobacco hornworm)
Lineage: Eukaryota; Metazoa; Arthropoda; Insecta; Lepidoptera; Sphingidae
Gene: nst
Product: phosphoacetylglucosamine mutase
Exons: 12
Coding region: 130-1776 (548 amino acids)
Biological process (GO): carbohydrate metabolic process; UDP-N-acetylglucosamine biosynthetic process
Molecular function (GO): phosphoacetylglucosamine mutase activity
Source: RefSeq, a predicted model, not a curated record
UCUAUUGACGUUUUGACGUCAAAUUUUAGCCGCAAAGUGGUAGCGGGAAUGUAGAAAGAAUCUCGUUUGUUGAUUCCAAGUGAUUGUACCUGAGCGAUACGACCUUAUAAAUACAUUUCACCAAACAGAAUGCCGCCAAGUAGCUUACGAGUGGUGUACGCGUUCGCCAGAGAAAUGCAUCCGAAAACAAGCGACGUUUUUAUAGAAUACGGCACCGCCGGAUUUCGCACAAAAGCCAAUUUGCUGGAACAUGUGGUGUAUCGCAUGGGUCUACUGGCUGUCAUACGCUCCCGCGUCAAGAACGGUCGUACGAUCGGUAUGAUGAUCACAGCAUCUCACAACUUGGAGCCAGACAACGGGGUUAAGCUGGUCGACCCUGACGGAGAGAUGCUCGAGCAGAGCUGGGAGGAGAUAGCCACUAGGCUGGCCAAUGUCAGUGACAAUGACUUAGAAUCAACAACUGCGGAGAUCAUAAAGCAGGUGAACGCGGACAUGUCACUCAAGGCGAGCGUAUUCAUCGGAAUGGACACCAGAUACACAAGCCCCCGUCUCGCCGCAGCGGCCGCGAACGGUGUGAUCGCAUUGAAAGGCACGCCGAAGGAGUUCGGCAUCGUCACCACACCCAUGCUGCACUACUGCGUCAAGUGCCGCAACGACAACACGUACGGGACACCCACAGAGGAAGGAUACUACGAGAAAAUAGUGGGCGCAUUCAAGAACAUACGUCAAAAGCUCUCCGUGUGGGGAGACUACGACACCACUUUGUACGUAGAUGGCGCUAACGGCGUCGGCGGCAAGAAGCUUAACAUCAUCAAAAAGAGUCUAGGCGGAGAGCUCGAUUUGAAGCUUUACAACUUGGGAGGGAACGGCGGCAAACUGAAUUUGAAUUGUGGUGCGGACUUCGUGAAGGUGUCGCAGAAGGCGCCGGUGGGCGUCGAGCACGCGCCCUUCCAGCGCGUCGCCUCGCUCGACGGUGACGGCGACCGCCUCGUCUACUACUACCUGGAUGACACAGACAAGAUGAACCUGCUAGACGGGGACCGCAUCGCGACAUUGCUGGCCAGCUACAUCACGGAGCUGGUGACCGCGAGCGAGGCGCAGGACAUACGGCUCGGGCUCGUGCAGACCGCGUACGCUAAUGGCGCCUCCACUGCGUACAUCACCAAGCAUUUGAAAGUGCCAGUAACAUGUGUGAAGACCGGCGUGAAACAUUUGCAUCACGCGGCGCUGUCGUACGACAUCGGAGUGUACUUCGAGGCUAACGGACACGGCACCGUCAUAUACAGUGACAAAGCUAAGAAAAUCAUCCGCAAGAUCGCUCAAGAAGGCGAGCCGGAGCAGCGUAAAGCGGCGCAACUGCUGUUAGACUUCGUAGAUAUAACGAACGAGACGGUGGGCGAUGCUAUCUCGGACCUGUUCCUCGUGGAGACCGUGCUGUGUGCCCGCGGGCUGAGUGCCGCGCGCUGGCUAAAGGCGUACGACGACCUGCCCUGCAGACAACUCAAAGUUACCGUCAAGGACCGCAACGCCAUCUCGACGACGGACGCCGAGAGGCAAUGCACGGCGCCCGAGGGACUGCAGACGCGCAUCAACGAGUUAGUCGCGCCGUACAAACAUGGCCGCUCGUUCGUGCGUCCGUCCGGCACGGAGGACGUGGUCAGGGUGUACGCGGAGGCGGAUACACAGGAGUCGGCGGACAAAUUGGCCGCAGAGGUCGCACAAGCCGUAUUCGACCAAGCCGGUGGAGUCGGCGACCGUCCCACACUGCCAGUGUAAACCCCCAGUACUGAUGUUCAGGCGUUACUGAUGUCUGCACUACGUUUAGAGCAUGUUUAAACGUUUUAUUGAUAAAAUUGGUUGAAAGUGAAAAAAAUAUAUAUUAUUAGGGUUUAGAGCAUAGUAAUAAUAAACCUUAAUACUUCGUGACCAAUUAUUAGUUUCUGCUCGCUGAGAUUACCUCAAUGCUAUAAUAAAAAACUGAACGUGCUCUAAAUGCAGUUAUCUAACAGUACAACGCACUACUAGUCUAAUCGGUUGAUAUCUUUAGGUGCGUAAUUUUUAUAUUCAAUUUCGGACCAAUAUUAUUUCGCCUUUAUUAUGCAGCUCUCUUGCUCAUGUUUGUAAACGCUAAUUCUAUGACGGUGCACGAUAUCGUAUUUUAUAGGGUAUUUUUAGUAUUUAAAGCUACAUUCAAAGUAUAUUAUGUGUUUCUAAGAAACAGUAGAAUAUUAUAAACCAUGUUGAAAAUAUACUUUAUGCUUUAUAAUAAAAGUGUAGAUUGUAGAUUGACCCAUUGUGUAACAUAAAUAUAGUAGAAAAUACAACUUAGAAGAAAAAACAAUUGGUAUCUGAAUUCUGAUAAAUUUUGUAUGUAGUAAUUUGCUAUUGCUUAGCCAAGAGAAUAGCUUCAUAGCGUUAAUUCUUGUAACAAUAUAAGUGCACCGUCAUAGAAUUCCAUCUAAAGUGAUGGUACUAAUAAAAAAAUCUCAAUAAAUAAAACAGUAACCUGCUCACAAAGUAGAAAUAUUAGCAGCUAGAAUAUGUAUCUCUGCUCAUAAUAGAUACUAAAAUAUAAGUAUAUUACAAGUAAAUCACAAAUAAAUGUUACGUUAUUUACUCAUACGAAUUAUUUAAAGGAAAAACACACUGCCUGUUAGCGAUAUAAUGGUUUAUAUUUCAUUUCUGUAGAAUAUGUCUGAAUGUAAUCAAUUAAUAUUUCCCAGCAGGUUAUAUAUCACACCAAAACCAGCUUUAAUGUACUUAUAUUUAGAUUCCUUUUACUAUAUUUUUUUUUAUCUUAAAAGUUUGGAGUAAUCUAGUAAAUCGUGAAAAUAAUUUCAGUUUGUUGAUAUUUUGGACAAAUUCUAUCUAAAUGAAGUUUAGUGAUAUUUUCAGAAUAUAUUUUAAAACUUAACAGCACAGUUCUGUAAACAAAUAAUUGUAAUCACAAGAUGUUAUUUUUCUGACAAUAUUUUAUAGCCACCAUGCACAAUGUCCAAGAACAAUAUUAUGCUAUUUUAUAUUGGAGAUUCGUUCAUUUUAUUAAAUUUAAUUAUCAAUUAUAAAUUAAUAUUUUACUGUAUUUUAAUAAUUGAUCUUAAUAAAUAUUGUAAAGAUGUGUACACAGUACAAUUAAAUUCAGUAGUGAAAAGAUUGUUGUAUUUUAUUAAAAGUAAAUUCUUUUUAAAAUGUUGAAGUGCCAUGGGCAGAGAUUAAAUUAAGGUAAGAUCGGUUAGAAUAGAUCGAAAAUGUCUAGACAUAAAACGAGAACAAAUUGUAUAAGGAUUGAAAAUUUAAUUGUUAGUGAAAUUGUCAACUGUCAAACUUUCCCAAAUCGAUAUCUGCGCGUUUUGAUUCCAUUUUAAAUCGAUAUAUAAAUGCUAUUAAAAAAUAAUGUCAAACAAUAUGCUAUAUUAAUAAAAGAUCCCAAUCUCAAUUGAUCACAAGUAUGUGUGAGCAUGUCAAACUUUAUUUGGUGAUUGAUUCAUUCUCACUUGUAGAGACUGUUCAUAUGAAACAAGCCGAUAAUGUUAUACGCCCUAUUAUUGCACACUAUAAAAUAUAUACUUGUUAUGAUACACCUACCAUGUCAAUAAAUUUAAUCACUUUGGGAAAGGUUGACAUUUUCAGCCUUAUUGAGUUGUGUGAGAAUGGGUGGUACAAUUGGCCAUACAUUUGUAAAGGCAAUUCCAUUGUUAAAUCUAAAAAAUGUUCUCUUGUGGGUUACGAAGUGUGCAAGCAUGGAAAAUGAAGGUUUACAUAUUAUCCGUUAUCAAUAUAAUACAUUUUUCUCAUUCGUCCUAAAUGACAAUAUAAUAUUGUUACAUGAAAGAUAAGCUUAAAAUUGCAACCUGGUAUAAACAUAAAAGUUUAAUUAAAAAAAAAUAAUGAAUAACUACUGCCUGCCUCUUUUGAGAAUAUUUGUACCAUUAUUGAGGAAAGAAAAAAAAUUAAAUUACUAAGUAAUCUAUUUUAUAACUUUCGCAAGUUUACUUUAGUUGGUUAGUAUAGCCGACAGUUUAUAAAAAUAUAUUUAUUAACGACGUAUUACGUUUUUUCCUUCUCUAAAUAUGCUGUACUGUUCAUUAUGGUACGCUACUUUUAUUAAUUUACGUGCGGAAAUGUCUUUUUAAGGACAGUAUCCGAACAUGUUACCAACAGUCCAAAUAACCUCCGAGCGAAAGGGAGAAUCAAGCUCAAAAUUCUUUAAAACCAUGUGGUCUUUGAUAAUGUGAUAAAUGGUACUUGUAGAUGUUUUGCGGCACUGGACGAUUAUCUUAUCUCACGUCUCGCAGUGUCACGAUACCAAUGUUUCAAAUCGCCUGAUGCGCGAAUAACUGAUAACUAUGAAACACUGACACACCCAGCUAUUGGAUUACAAUUUGAUCACUAACAUCUCUGACAAAUAAAACAUUGAAACUGUAGCCGCAAAUUGUCAUGUUACUGAUUACCUAAAUCAAUAUUCAUAUGAUUUACCAUUAAAAAUGAUUUCAUUAAGAAAAAACAUAAUCGUUAAUUAUGGUCAAUAAAAGUACAAAAAUAUAUAUUAUCAUAUUGAAUCUAUAAGUUUGUUGUAAAUUUACUUAAUCUGGGUAUGAAUAUGUGUGUAAACCCGGUGCUGUCUAGGCCUUAUUGAUAAUAUACACGGCUAUUUACGUAUUUUCUCUUCAUGUUGCGGUUUUGUUUAAAAAUAUUUCCUCGUGUGCAAUUGUUGUGUGGUUGUAUUCAGUUUAUGCUAUUAUAUUUAAUUAAAUAAUUAUUUACUAA